Nomia melanderi (Alkali bee) is the source of this 773-nucleotide messenger RNA. It is a transcript of the gene MED10, whose product is annotated as mediator complex subunit 10. Gene Ontology annotation, cellular component: mediator complex. The record is from RefSeq and is a predicted model, not a curated record. Gene Ontology annotation, biological process: regulation of transcription by RNA polymerase II. Gene Ontology annotation, molecular function: transcription coregulator activity. NCBI's taxonomy places the organism in Eukaryota, Metazoa, Arthropoda, Insecta, Hymenoptera, Halictidae.
ACGAACUUGCCUACAACUACGCGAUUCAAAGUCAUAUUAUUAAUAAAAUUAAGACUUUGUACAGUAUAAUAUCGAAUAUUAUUAUUUAAGUAUAUCCGUUACUGUGUCGUAACAGAAAUACUAAUUGUAAUUCUGUAUAAAUUGCUCAGAAUUACACUCUCAUAAGUUUUAUAUAUUUAUAAAUUCAUCAUUCUUUCCACAGGAUUGGUUAUGAUUACACUGUCUGUGAACAAAAUUAUAGGUACCUACUUCUGUAUAAGGUACUUACCAUACUAUAUGUAUAAAAGCAUCAUAAGGAAGAUGUGCAGUGUCGUGUAAGUUAGUACCUAGUUACGCAUCAUGAAUGAUUAAACAUGGCGUCCGCGCUAGAAAAUUUAGAAACACAAUUGGAACUGUUUAUCGAAAAUGUAAGGCAAAUACGUAUUAUAGUGAGCGAUUUUCAACCUCAAGGACAAAAUGUACUGAAUCAGAAGAUUCAACUUUUAGUAAACGGUUUGCAAGAAAUAGAUAAACUUAAGUCUCAGGUUCAAGAUGUUCAUGUACCCUUGGAAGUUUUUGAUUACAUAGAUCAAGGCAGAAAUCCGCAAUUGUAUACAAAAGACUGCAUAGAGAAAGCAUUAACAAAAAAUGAGCAAGUAAAAGGAAAAAUUGAUGCGUAUAGAAAAUUUAAAGCAAAUAUGCUGGUAGAACUGAAUAGAGUAUUUCCACAUGAAUUGGCCAAAUAUAGAGCGAUACGUGGCGACGAAUGAAGAAAUAAAAAGAAUUAUUUAGAA